GAGCGAGAACGAGAGAAGGAGAGGGAGAGGGAGCGAGAACGAGAGAAGGAGAGGGAGAGGGAUCGAGAACGAGAGAAGGAGCGGGAGAGACAAAAAGAGAAGGACCGAGGGAAGGAUCAUGAAGUUGACAUCAGUAGGAUGGUGCCGCCAAGAGGAAACAGAUUGAGACAAACUUCUCCACGAAAUUCCGGCCCCGUUCCUGAACUUCCUGAACCUGACGUUAUAUCUUCUCCCUCGCCACCUUCACCACCACGUAUUAGUGUUCCAGCAGUCUCAAGUCCUGUGUCUACUAUAUUCAAAGAUGUGAAAUCACCACGCAAAGGACGCAGUUUCCGUAAGAGACGUGAAGGCUCGAUGUCACCUUCACCUCCAGGAGCUCAGCCAUCUUCAGCUGAUGUUGAUCUUCGUGGACCACCACCUGAUAAAGUGUCUAGGCUUUCUCUCUCUCCUAAAUGUGUAGAGCCCCAUGUUGAUGCCGAAACAAAAGAUGUGGAUUUGAGGCCGUUAACACGUGGAUCUCCCUCAAAGAAGAGGCAGUCUGCUGAACGUUCUGAACAGCCACCUCUUAAGAGGUCUAAGGCUGAAAUGAUUGAUGUAUUGUUUGGGAGUGAGGAGUUGUUUGGAAGUGAAGAUGUUGAUCUCCGGACUCUGGCACCCAUUGCUGUAGCACCUUUAGCGCCUUCGCCACCGCCCCCAGCUGCCAUUUCUCGUUCAUCGCCAUCACCACCAGCCUCUACAGGUGCUCCGCCUCAGUCACCAACUUCCCCUUCUGCACCAGCAGCUGCUACAGGAAAAGGCUACGAACAUGGUGUAGCUGGUUGGGCACAAUUAAAAGAAGCACAUCCAGAUGCUUAUAAAUCACCAGCAACUCCAGUGCCAUCACAGAGUCACAACCCUACUGACAGGCAAGCUGCGCAGAUGAAUUUAUUUGAACGGCCUUAUGAUAGACUGGGAAGACCAUUACUGUAUCGCAAACUUCAAGAGCAACGAGCUAUAAUUGCAUCAGGUGAAGAUACAGAUAUGAGAAUGUUAAGAAUGGAUUCUGAUAUUGAUUUAAAUAUCAACAUGAUUAUUGCCCAGGCAGAAGAGCAGUUGAAGAGUGGCAACAUUUCAUUCAAAGAAUAUAACACAUUGCUAAAGCAGGUAAUCCAUAUCAAUGAGAUCCAGAAGCUACGUGAAGCUCAGCGCCGAGAUGCACAAGAAAACAAAGAAAACUGGGGAGCAAAUAAUGUUCCAGUAGCAAAUGUUGGAACAACUGUUAGGAGGGCUCAUACUGCAUCACCACUUUCUACUGAUGAUGCCAACAGGGAUUCUAGAGGAUCUCCACCUUGCUCAAGUGCUGGUGCUCGCUUUGGGGACAUUGAUGAGAGGUUUCCUGGAGGCACUCUGCCACUACCACCACCUCCUGUGCAAUGGCCAGCACCUCAGGGUGCAGCUAUGCCCCGCCACCCAACAUGGAUGGAACAGCCACCGUGGGGUGCUCGUCCUCCACCCACAUCAACAGCUCCUCCUGUUCGACAUCAGCCACCACCAUUUCGAAGAGCACCAGACUUUCCUCCACCGAACUUUCGUUGGAGGCAGUAUGGGCCCGGGCCUGGUCCAGGUCCUGGCCAUGGUCCAAGAUUGCCUUAUGAUGCUCAGGAGGAUGCUCAUAGAUUUGAUCGAUUUCCUGGAAACCGUUUCACACGGCCACCACCACCACUCCCACCACAGCAUCAGCAUUCACACCCACCGCAGCCGUCGCAGCAGCAGCAGCCACUGCUACCGGAUCCUGUUAGCACAUCUCAAGCACCUGCGACUGAACUUCCUCCUGCAGAUCCAUUGCUUCUUGAUCUGAUUGCCCAGGACUCAAUGCGGACAAUAAAUAUUGAUCGUAUCCCGCGUGAAAUUCGCUUUUAUGGUGAUACUGCUGUCGUUCUUUUAGCUUGGGAUGACCCCCGUGAAAUAAGUUUCCAAGGUGGUGUGAGGCGGGUUACUUUUGAUGAUCGCGAGAGUGUUAUUUGUGCCUUCAAUGAACCUUAUCGUGACUUCACACUUGAUGGACAGACACACAGGAUAAGGUUAGGAGCUCCUACUAGAGAGUUGUACAUAGAUGGGAAGUGGUAUGAAUGUUUCUUUGGCGGACCACCUGUAAAUAUUGAUAUUGGUGGCAAAAUCCGAUCUGUCAAACUUGAUGGACCUCCACCUCAUGUAAAAAUUGGAUUUGUCAAACGAACCGACCUAGUUGCUGGCAAGAUCAACCUUAUCAUAGAUGCUCGCACUAUGGUACCAGUCUUCCUUGAUGCCAAGCCACAAAGGUUUGAUGUUGAGAAUAAACCUCAUGUUCUUCGUUUCGUUGACAAACUCAAAACAGUUCUUCUGAAUGGAAGACCAUUUGAAGUAGAAUUUGGUGGUCUGCCAAAACCAAUAGUGGCUCGAGGGAGGAAACAUUUUGUGCGCUUCUCGGUACUUCCACAAGGUGUUCGCCCUGGUUAUGUGAACAUUGUUAAUAUGGACACUAUGGAAGAUAGACGGCUACCAUCUCCAGAAACUGGAUCUGUAGGUGGUGAUGCCGAACCAUCACGGCAGUCUCUUCCAGUACGGUCAGAUGGCCAUUCUCCUGUAUUACCCAUGCUCGGUGCAUCAUCGCGGCGGAAGGUUGAACGAGAACAGGGACGAGAUUCUCCGGAAAGUUCAGGUGCCAGAAAUUCACCAACAGUUGGCAUAACAACGACUGUAGAUAAUAGUGCAGUCACAUCUUUUGGUACUGUUCCAGCAUUAACUGCCCAGCGCCCAACUCCUGGCCAACUUCCACUGGAGAUGCUGACAAGUUUGAUUCCAGCAUCAAUGGCCCCUGCUGCUGCUUCAGGUGUUGGGUAUUGUGUGGAACAGCAAGAUUCAAGUACCACACAGCCACAGCAACAGUCGCAGUCACAGCAGCAGCAGCAGCAACAGCAGCAGACUACAUCAUCAAGCACAUUGUCAUUGCUGCCAGGAUUAGGAGAAGUUAAUGUUGAGGAAUUAUUCCGCAAGCUUGUUGCUACAGGAAUUGUACCAGCAGGUCAGAGUACCUCAGGAACAGGUGUAGCUGAGGAGAAAAAGACUGCAGAUGAUCCGGCCACCCAGAUCAAACCAGUUGACUUUUCUCAGCCAGAAACACUACGAGUACGGCAACCUGCUCUUGUGGCACAGUUAUACUCAGGGAUUCAAUGCAGCUCUUGCGGUGUGCGUUUCCCACCUGAGCAUACAAUGAAGUAUUCACAGCACUUGGAUUGGCACUUCAGACAGAACAGGAGAGAACGUGACAGCACGAGAAAGGCUCAGAGUCGCAAAUGGUAUUAUGAUGUCUCAGACUGGAUCCAGUUUGAGGAAAUUGAAGACCUUGAAGAGAGAGCUCAAAGUUGGUUUGAGACCCAGCAGGCAGGAGCAGCUGGAACAUCUGAAGAAUCUUCAAAUGAAAUUCCAAGUGUAUCAGCUGAAGGCCAAGAGGAUGCCGUAUGUGAUGUUUGCCAUGAUCACUUUGAACAGUUCUAUAAUGAAGAGCGUGAAGAAUGGCAUCUGCGCAUGGCUAUUCGUGUAGACGGUCAUGUAUAUCAUCCAUUGUGUUACGAAGAUCUUAAGGCAUCAGAGGCAGCAGCAGCUGAAGAAGCAUCAUCUAUUGCAGAGGAUGCAGAAAAUCAAGAAAGUACAAGUAAUUUAGACGAGCAGCCAGUGAAAGAGCCUGACCAAGUAGAUGGUGAAGAAAACAAAAAAAUGGAGGAAGAAAUCUCAGCUGAAAAAACUGAAUGCACAGACGAAGCAAAGACAACUUCUGAAAAUGAGCAGCCUGAUGAGAAAGAAACAAUUAAAGCAGAAGUAAAAGAUGAAGCCAGUGAAAAUGACCUGGCAGAAGAUGUAAAGAAGUUGAAUGUUAAGGAGGAACCCAUGGAAAGUACAGAGGCAGAGGCAGAACAGACAGAGGAGACAGCAGAACCCAAGGUGAAGACAGAAAAUGAUGAUACUGAAGGUAUGAAUGAAGAUAUGGGUCCUCAGACACCACCUCCAUUACUUUUACCAUCUGUUGUGGAUACUACUCUGGCUGCAGUUGCCUGUACCAUAGACGGUAAUGUUCAGUUUGAGGAUGCUCCGACUCAGCCACCAGCCUUGUCAACAGGUCGCAUAAAAAUAAAUAUUGGAAAAAUGCCUGCACCUGCUAUUGUACCAGCAGUGGCCGAAAGUGAUGGAGAUACUUCAGCAGAAGAACCACAUUCCCCACUACCCACAAGGCCACUGUCAACUGAUAUUACUGCACAGGCAGAAUCAGUUACAGUGCCUGUUAUGACCUGUGAAACUUUCCAACCACCACCACCUGGUGUUGAACCUGUUUCUCUUAAACCUCGUUUGGUUGGACUGAAGAUGACUGAGCUGCCUCCUGUUACACGUGGAACAGAACUGUCAGGCCUGUGCAGCAUUAUGUAAAGUGUAUAGUCCUUCCUUGUGUAAAGUUUUGUACAGCACAAAAAUAAAUUGUGUACAUUAUA
Messenger RNA from Schistocerca piceifrons (Central American locust), 4499 nucleotides. RefSeq lists its product as uncharacterized. Gene Ontology annotation, molecular function: RNA polymerase II complex binding; mRNA binding. The record is from RefSeq and is a predicted model, not a curated record. Gene Ontology annotation, biological process: termination of RNA polymerase II transcription. The transcript has 15 exons. NCBI's taxonomy places the organism in Eukaryota, Metazoa, Arthropoda, Insecta, Orthoptera, Acrididae. The coding region runs from base 139 to 4437 and encodes 1432 amino acids. Gene Ontology annotation, cellular component: mRNA cleavage factor complex; cytoplasm.